Molecule: messenger RNA, 327 nt
Organism: Solanum pennellii
Lineage: Eukaryota; Viridiplantae; Streptophyta; Magnoliopsida; Solanales; Solanaceae
Exons: 1
Coding region: 1-327 (108 amino acids)
Source: RefSeq, a predicted model, not a curated record
AUGGGAUUUGUCUUGGAUGGACCUUCCAUUCCAACUUCUGAAGUAAAGGAUGGUGAGAUAACUCGAGUUAUUCCAAAGACUCGUCAACAAUACAGUGAAGCAGACAGAAAGAAGAUUGAGAAGGGAUACAAAGCCAAUAAGUUACUGCUUUGUGGUAUAGGUGCUGAAGAAUUCAACCGCAUUUCAGCGUGUGAAUCAGCAAAGGAUAUCUGGGACUGUUUAAGAACCGCUCAUGAAGGGACUGAGCAAGUCAAGGAAUCAAAGAUAGACAUGCUCACUUCUCAAUAUGAAAAUUUCCAAAUGAAAGAAGGAAAAAACUAUUCAUGA